Molecule: messenger RNA, 1021 nt
Organism: Temnothorax curvispinosus
Lineage: Eukaryota; Metazoa; Arthropoda; Insecta; Hymenoptera; Formicidae
Exons: 3
Coding region: 65-991 (308 amino acids)
Source: RefSeq, a predicted model, not a curated record
GGCAUACUGAUACAUUUGGUCUUAGCAUUUGAUUGAGAGAUCACGCAAGAAGUUUUGCGCAACAAUGUUAAGCCGUGUCAUUUUCCUUGUUUGUUGUAUUUUAAUAGGUGAUCUCGUGACAGCGUCGAAACCAUUGUCGAUUUUAUUGAUAGAGAAUCUUCCGUCGCCUAGCCACCACAUCUGGACAGAGCAUUUGGUUAAAGGACUGCUUCGUAAAGGCCAUCAUGUACACGCAGUGAGCAUACGUGAGACUAAGGUCAAAGGAAAACUCGCGCAGAAUUUGACUUACGCCGUCUUCGAUGGUUUGAUGCAAAGUGUUGAAAAAUCCGAUGAUUAUAACUUAGUUAAAUGGGAACAGUACAGCGUUUUUUAUACAAUGUAUUCUAUAUACCAAUUUAGCAUGUUAUUCGCAUGUGACACAUCGAUAAAAACUGAAGCAGCGAAAGAACUUUUGGAAAUGACUAAAACUGUCGAGUUUGACGUUAUAGUGCAGGACAUUACUUCAAGUCAAUGUUUCUACGGAUUAUGGGAGGUUGCUAAAGGUAAGCCAUCCGUAGUAGGAUAUAUUCCGUUUGGUCCUGCGCCUUGGCUCAAGGAUUACGUCGGCGGUCCAAAUUACCCGACUGUUCGACCUUACCCUGGAUCCAUUGCAAAACUCGAAGGUUUGUGGCUAAAAACAUGGAAUGUUCUAUAUUACAUUGUGGAUGAUCUUAUAAAAUAUUACUAUUUCUUGCCUGCUGUUCAACGACUUACCGAGGAAUAUGUAGGCCAUGCAAUCAGGCCAUUACGUGAAAUAGAAAAAGACAGAAUUAAUAUAGUACUAAUUAAUAGUCAUCCUGCGUUUGAGCCUGCGAUCCCACUGCCACCGAACACCCUGGAGAUCGCAGGACUGAAUGCCCAGACCGUGCAACCAAUUGCCGACGAGGUAGUCGUGACGUAUCCUGAGGUAAGAAAGAAUUAUACUUCUUACUUGAGUAACACUACAUAUUAACAAAAAUUGCAAUAAGAAUAUUAGUAAAAA